AUGGGAACUAUUUACGAGCUCUUACUCCCCCACCCUCAGUGAGUGAACAAAAAAAUUUUGUUCACUCAUGGAGGGGGGUUAAUUUUUUUUUUAAAAAAAUUUAUAUAUAAAUUUUAUAAAAAAUAUAUUUUUUUUCGAAAUUUAAAAAAAUCCUAACUCGCAAAAAUUGGAAACCAAAUACUAUUUUAAUUUUUUAAAACGCAAAUUUUUAAAAAUUAAACAGAAUUAGCUCUAGAUUUCAUUAUACUAAUUAUCAUUUAUAUGUCAAAAUUUUUUUACAUAAAAAAUUUUUCUAUUAAAAAAAUUUUUGUUCACUCACGGAGGGUGGGUUUUUGGGCAAAAAAUAGCGAUUUUUCUAAUGGUUUUGCUCACUCACGGAGGGGGGGGGGAAUUAGUAACUGGAAAUAGUCUUGCAGACGUCACUAAAAGACUGUUCGAGAAUGUUGACUCUGAUGGUUCAGGCUUUGUUGAUGAAAGUGAGCUAAGAGUUGUUUUAGAGCAUGUUUAUGCAGAAGCUGGGCUAGAUCCUCCAAAUAAUGAAGUUGUACAUGAAAAAUUCAGAGAUCUUGAUAUUGAUGGAAAUGGCGAAGUCUCCAUGGUAGAACUUGAAAAAUACGUCAAAGAGCUUCUUGGGUUCGAAUAA
Blepharisma stoltei is the source of this 643-nucleotide messenger RNA. Lineage: Eukaryota; Ciliophora; Heterotrichea; Heterotrichida; Blepharismidae. The record is from the annotation of a GenBank genome assembly.